Molecule: messenger RNA, 7952 nt
Organism: Coregonus sp. 'balchen'
Lineage: Eukaryota; Metazoa; Chordata; Actinopteri; Salmoniformes; Salmonidae
Source: the annotation of a GenBank genome assembly
AGGUCACCAUGGCAGCCCUCCGACCUCUUACCAAGCCGAAGAUUGUCAAGAAGAGGGUUAAGAAGUUCAUUCGCCAUCAGUCUGACAGAUAUGUCAAGGUCACGGUGAGAGCAUUUGCUACACGCAUAACAUCAAAGAUGAUAGAGCUCCAUUUAUUAAUAUAUGGGUGCGUGUUGUGUAAUUUGUAGAGCGAGCUACGCUUUUCAGACAUUACACAUGCAGAGAGGCAAAGGACAUUGAUAUCCCUCGAGCAUAGUAGUUGAAAGUAACGUUGAUCAUAACUGCUUUAGUAAGUAACAUCUCUUCGUUUGUCCCCCCCCUCCAGAAAAGCUGGCGUAAGCCCAGGGGUAUUGACAACAGAGUCCGCAGGCGGUUUAAGGGCCAGAUGCUGAUGCCCAACAUCGGUUAUGGUAGCAAUAAGAAGACCAAGCACAUGCUGCCCUCUGGCUUCAGGAAGUUCCUGGUGCACAACAUCAAGGAGCUCGAGGUCCUCAUGAUGAGCAACAAGUACGUUUUGUUGGGCGCCCUGUAUUAUUCCGCUUGGGUCUAUUUGGCUUGUUUAUUCAAACAAGUAUCAUUAGAUACGCAAUAACAUAUGAUGUAAAACAAAGUUAUCCUGGUCUUCUUUCUGAAGGUACUACAUACAACAUGGGUAGGGCCAGUUAUUUUGUGGGGUUUUUCAUUAACCAGAAUUUCCAGCAUUAUCCACUAGGUUUGCUGCAGGUAAAACAUCCUAGGAAAUGUUUAAUGGACACAAGCUGUCUUCAAUCAAUCAAUGUCUAGUUGUUUGUGAGUGUUUGGUGGGGGGAUCACCUAAGCCAGGGGAGGCGUAGCUCUGACUCUUAAUUGCACAAAGCCUAUUAUUUGGCAGGGAAUACUAUUUGUAGAUAAGUGAUUCUACACCCCACUUUGCUCAAGCUGAACCAAUCCAACAGAUAGUUGUAUCUAAAAAUGCAGACCUGCCAGCCUGCAUGAAUUUGACGUACCAUGCACUCAAUUUGAAGUCCAAGUACACUAGUACGAAAAACUACCCUAAAAAAAGCAAAAAUAGGCUUCUAGUUGGCACAUUGUGGUUUUUGACUCAACCGUCUGUUAUAGCUGAGGCAAUCAGAGGACUUGGUCGAGGAGGAAAACAUCUCUAGCUCUCCCCAUGUAGUUGUAGUACUAUCAAAGUUGGUGGAUAAAUGAAGAUAGUUCUCCGGCCGUUUACCAUUGGGGAAAAAAUUGGCAGUACCUGUCUACUUAAGAGGGUGGGUCUCCCAUAGACACCAAUGCGAUAGCAGCUGGGUCUGGUCUACUUAGUUAAUUGACUUCAAUUGAACCAGAAAAAAGCAGCUAGUGGGGUUUCUUCCUUUUCUGUCUCUGGUACCAUUUUCCUCCCUUGAGCUGGAUGGCUGUUCUCCACUUUGUCAGUUGAUGUCACUGAUGUGAAGAAAAAGGUUAGGGAAAAUUGAGAACAAACUGUUUGCCAAAUAGAUUUUACAAAGUUGUAUGUUUGUCAAGUACAUAACCACUAUUUUGUAGUUAGCUAGUUAGCUACAGCGUUGUUUAGUCAACUAAGUGAGAACACUUCCUUGUCCUCAACGGUAGUGUGCACAUGCGCAUUGACAAGCAAGGAAACGUAGUUCACUGCGUGGAUGGAAAAAGACUAGCUGUUCCGAUAAAACCGUCCUUCACAGAAAGUUACGUUAGACUGUUAAAGAUUAGUAGGCCUAUGUUUAUUAAUCAUGUAUUGAUCUUUCCUCUUGAUAUAGAUGUAUGUCAACAGUAGGCUUCUAAUGAUGUGAUAAUAGCCGCUUUACCAAUGACAAUGAAUGGUAGCCCAGUAGUCAAGACUAAGUUGAUGGAUUAGGUCGGGAAUGGAGAUCUGAAACAAGCUCAUAUAGGCCUAGUUCAGUUGUUUCAUAUUCCAAAUAGCCUACAGUAAGGUAGACCAGGGUUUCUCUAACUCUGUCCAGCGGCCCCCCAGGGUGCACAUUUUGGUUUUUUCCCUAGCACUACACAGCUGAUUCAAAUAAUCAAAGAUUGAUGAUUAGUUGGUUAUUUGAAUCAGCUGUGUAGUGCUAGUGCAAAAAUGCUCUGACUUCCUGGGGGGGAAGUUGACUGACACCCCCCUACCCAGCCUACAUCAGCAUCACCUUGUCAGAGAAUCCUAGGGAGAGCCCUGAUUUGUAAAUCAUUUGCCUAUGAUUUGAGCAGUGUGGGGUCCGCUGCAGGGCUCCACAUUGCGACCAUUUGACUUGCAUAUGCGCCUAAAGACUUUGCUGUGCGACCUGGAAUUUUAAUUUAGGAGCACCAGUGCGCCUAGAAAAAUUAAAGAUGCACUAUGCAGUAAUCGCUCCGCCAUUUCCUGGUUGCUAAAAUUCUAAUAGUUCGCCUAGUUUCAGUUUGUGUCAAAACAAGCAAGUAGAGUAUAGAGAAUCAUUGUGCCAUCUAAACCGCUGUUUGGAGCUGGUGUACAAAACCAAAAGUAAAAGAUGCAAAUACGAAACUUAAGCGCGGGAAGAAUUGAAAUAGCGCACAUAGAACAGAUCUACCGCUUCUUAGACUUGCUUUCAAUGAGAAUGACAGAUCUAUAACUCACAUUUCUAUGUGAAUUCUGUCCGGUCGGCCAAAAAUACGUAUUGCAGCUUUAAGGAUUCUAGCUUUAUAAAAUGUUCAUUGUACUCCUUACUUGGGGGCACACAUGCUCCUUGAAAAAAAAAAAAAAAAAGUCUGCAUAGAGCCCUGCGUGGGCCGGUAGUGCUGCCGCUGCGCUGAAGUGAUACUCACAAACAAAAUGCAGGGUUGGCAGGUCUGAAAAUGGGUCAAUUAGGGGCAGUUCAAGCCAACACCUUAACCGUUACGCCUAUCCCCCCCACCAAACAUUGACACAACCAGACAUUGAUUGAUUGGAGACAGCUUGUGUCAAUUUAAGAACAUUUCCUAGGAUUUUCUACCUGCAGCAAACCUAGUGAAUGAUGCUGAAAAUAACAGCCCCCCCCCCCCCCCAAAAAAAACGACCCCAAACAAGUGGCCCCAAACAGGGCAUACAUGCAACACUACAGGGUUUGUAUAUAGAGGUGCGAGCAUAGUUGAAGAGGAGCGCUUGAAUCUUGCACGUACACAAGGGUCCGUAGUGAGGUGCUACAGAAAUUACAUCUAUAAAUCACCUCUACCCACCUUAUGAUGGAAGGAUCAUCAAGGAUGCACUGUGCCUACCUUCAUGAGUCAAGUAGAUUGCUUAGAUUUUCUAGUCCUGGGAACCCACAGUUCUAGACCUGUACUAAUACACCUAGGAGAACCAUUUGAAACAGGGAGGUGCAACCAAGUUGAUCAUAUGUUCUCUAUUGCAAAAUGGUUUGCUGUGUGUACCUACUGAACACAACCCUUAUUCAACUAAUUGUCAAACCUUUAAGAUGAAAAUGUUCAGAAUGUUCCAAACAGGAGUGAAUGUCUUUACAUUCAUGAGAGAAUACAUUUUCAAACAGCUUCCAUUUAGUACCUUAAUGUUUGAAUCUGUCACUAGACAUUGCACUAAUGAUGCAAAUGUCCAAAAUAUUUUGCAGCAAGGCACAGAGGGAUUGUUCAUAUGCUUGCUUUCACUAGUGGCAGUAGCAAAUUUGGCUUUGCUCAUUAUAAUAAUUUAGGUUUGUAGUCAGUGUUCAUGCUGUUAUGUCCUGUGGCUCUGUAACGUGAAUAAACUCAGUUAUGCAUUAAUGGUACUGUAGUGGAGCACCUGGUGGACUGUAUAUUCUUAGGGUUUUCUUAUCACGUAAUGUGUGCUCUCACAGGUGCUUGUAAGGGCACAAAUUACAGAUGGGGAGGAUUCCAGUUAAGUUUGUUUAAUGAUGCUGAUUCACACAGAGCAGGAAUGCAAAGCACAUUUUAUGGGCUAAGCCACUUUAAGGCUUUGAUAGAUUGUAAUAGCCAACUGUUGUGGUUUGGAAAAUAAAUACAGUAGUAAAUAACAGUUUCUAAUACAUCCUAUGUGCUAUAAACAAUAAUAUACAUGUAACAACUUAAUUGUAUAGAUGACAACGUGACUUUCUUCACAAAUAAAGUUCAGAGGUGCCACUGCCAUGCACCACAAGGAGAACAGUUAUCACCCAACAGAAUAAACUUAAAAUGUAUAGCUACAUCCACAAGGCUCAUAGCUAACAAAAUACCCACAUAAUCUGUGUAGUAUACAUCCAUACAACCACAGGGCAUAUAAACAAGGCACUGGUGGACAUUAUGCUAUACAAACCCAAUGCUAAAUGUCUGAAGUAAUGGCAAGAAAAAAACAAAGCUAGCAAGCUUGGUAAGUUAAAAAAUUAGCAUAUGAAAGGAAUAUGACAUUAACGUCACAGAGUGCGUACACAAACACACACGAAGAGUAUGAAAUAUGUACUCUCAUCCUAUGACGGACGCACACAGGCCUUGGCCAAAACAAAGAAUGCCAACUAAAGAGAAAGCAUGAAAUAGCUGGAACUUAUCACUUGACUUUACUUCUCUAGCUGGAGAUCGCCCACAAUGCCCUGCUCCACUUGGCCGGUGGGCAGAGCCACAGCUCUUCUAUGAUGAUGAACUAAUAUUUAUUAUGAGUUGAUGGUUAAUUAUUUUCAUAGCCUUUCGUACUGCAAACAUCUAGGCUAGGUACCUUGAAAAGAAUUAAGUUGGGUAGAUUAAUACAUUCAUUAUAGCCUAGAUAGAAUACCAGAAAUGAAAGAUCAAUGGAUAGAUUGUCUGACGUGAAACCUUUUGGUUCAAAAUCCAAAUGUUAUCCAUACAUAACUUAACCUAAUUGGUACAAAAAAACGCUUCAAGGUAGUCAGCGAUGUGUGAAAUAAAAAGCAUAAUCGGGCCAAUUUACAUAACUAAGAUGGUUGUAGCGUGAGUAUCUGCUGUUAUGGUCCCAUAGCUAUCACGAUGUAACAGCGUGAAGUGCACCUGUACUUAUGUGCAGAUACUCAGUCGGACUAUGUGAGAGAAAUAUCUGCAGUGCUGCUUGUGGCAACAUAAUGCUGAGUCUCACCAUAUGCUAAAUGGCAGGGUUCCCCAACUGGCUGCCCGUGGGUGGUUUUAUUUGGCGCCCCAAGUUUUCUCACCCAAUUGUUUUUUCAAAUUUUUUAUAUAUACAUUCAUUCAUUCAUUGUUGGACAUAAACUGUGGAAAUAAGAAAACCAGCUCUAAGCGAUUGUUUAUUUUAUUUUGGAAAUCUGUUUCCAAAUAUUCCCACGUGUAAGAGAUGUACAGUGCGUUCGGAAAGUAUUCAGACCCCUUGACUUUUUCCACAUUUUGUUACUUUACAGCCUUAUUCUAUAAUGAAUUAAAUCGUUUUCCCCCCCUCAUCAAUCUACAUACAAUAACCCAUAAUGACAAAGCAAAAACAGGUUUUUAGAAUUUGUUGCACAUUUAUUAAAACUGAAAUAUUACAUUUACAUAAGUAUUCAGAGCCUUUACUCAGUACUUUGUUGAAGCACCUUUGGCAGCGAUUACAGCCUCGAGUCUUCUUGGGUAUGACGCUACAUGCCUGUAUUUGGGGAGUUUCCCCCAUUCUUCUCUGCAGAUCCGCUCAAGGUCUGUCAGGUUUGAUGGGGAGCGUCACUGCACGGCUAUUUUCAGUUCUCUCCAGAGAUGUUCAGUCGGGUUCAAGUCCGGGCUCUGGCUUGGCCACUCAAGGACAUUGAGACUUGUCCCGAAGCAACUCCUGCGUUGUCUUGGCUGUGUGCUUAGGGUCGUUGUCCUGUUGGAAAAUUAACCUUCGCCCCAGUCUGAGGUUCUGAACGCUCUGGAGCAGGUUUUCAUCAAGGAUCUCUCAGUACUUUGCUCUGUUCAUCUUUCCCUCGAUCCUGACUAGUCUCCCAGUCUCUGCCGCUGAAAACAUCCCCACAGCAUGAUGCUGCCACCUCCAUUCUUCACCGUAGGGAUGGUGCCAGGUUUCCUCCAGAUGUUACGCUUGGCAUUCAGGCCAAAGAGUUCAAUCUUGGUUUCAUCAGACCAGAGAAUCUUGUUCUGAGAGUCUUUUAGUGCCUUUUGGCAAACUCCAAGCGGGCUUUCAUGUGCCUUUUACUGAGGAGUGGUUUCCGUUUGGCCACUCUACCAUAAAGGCCUGAUUGGUGGAGUGCUGCAGAGAUGGUUGUCCUUCUGGAAGGUUCUCCCAUCUCCACAGAGGAACUCUGGCGCUCUGUCAGAGUGACCAUCGGGUUCUUGGUCACCUCCCUGACCAAGGCCCUUCUUCCCUGAUUGCUCAUUUUGGCCGGGUGGCCAGCUCUUGGAAGAGUCUUGGUGGUUCCAAACUUCUUCCAUUUAAGAAUGAUGGAGGCCAGUGUGUUCUUGGGGACCUUCAAUUCUGCAUAAAUGUUUUGGUACCCUUCCCCACGUCUCCACACAAUCCUGUCUCGGAGCACUAAAGACAUUUUCUUCGACCUCAUUUCUUGGUUUUUGCUCUGACAUGCACUGUCAACUGUGGGACCUUAUAUAGACAGGUGUGUGCCUUUCCAAAUGAUGUCCAAUCAAUUGAAUUUACCGCAGGUGGACUCCAAGUUGUAGAAACAUCUCAAGGAUGAUCAAUGGAAACAGGAUGUACCUGAGCUCAAUUUUGAAUCUCCUAGCAAAGGGCCUGAAUACUUAUGUAAAUAAGGUAGAAUUUAUAAGGUUAGAAUAAGGCUGUAACGUAGGGAAAAGGGGAAGGGGUCUAAAUACUUUCAGAAUGCACUGUGAAAUAAAAUGUAAUGUCACAUACUUGGUAGACAACAGGUGUAUACUAACAGUGAAAUGCUUACUUACGGGUCCUUUUCCAACAAUGCAGAGGAUGAGAAACAUUUAAUUGAUCGUAUACAAAUGUAAACAAGGUUUGAAAUGAUUGUUUUAGUCAAAUGAUAUCUGUUUGGGAUUCUUGUGGUCAAUUUGCGGUCUACAAAUUAUUCUACAAAGUUAUUUACCCAUUCAGAUAUAGUGUAGUGGCAAGAGGAAUUGAGUCAAAUUGUUUUCCUUUCUGUGCCACCAAAUGUUUGCAUAUAAGUUGCUGGUAAUGUUACCAGGGCCACAUUCAGUUGCAGAAUGUUGCAGAUAGAAAUUCUAAUGAAUAGAGCCAACGUUAUUCCUUAUUCAACAUGUCAGCGAGGCAUUUUGGUCUACAUAGCAUAUUUCGAUCUGAACGUUCCAAAACAUUGCGGACUGCUGAACUUGCCCCAGGUUGUUAGCUAUAGCUAAGCCAAUGAGGUAACAUGACAGAGCAUGGUGUAGCCUAAACAAAUGGUUAACGGGCAGUUCGGCAGGUAGCCUAGUUUUAGAACGGCCUGCAAUAUGCUUUAUGAAUGUUAAAUGCGACCUGCCAAUGCACGAUAGAAAGACAAAAACAUAGCGGAGGUAUUAUGGGUAAUAUGUUUUGAUCUGUAAGGGCUAGAGUCAAGCUGUUUUUUCUGAUGAAAAGACCGACUUGGCUACGUUGGCUACUGAACCUGGCUAUGAAAUAUAGAGGGGAAAGUGGGCGGGUUAAGCGAGACUACAAAUGUAGACUGUUCUAUACUCGAGGGAGAGAAACAUACCUAUACUGUUUUACUAUUAAACUCAAUGCUGCUAUUUUUUUUAAAAUUUCGUAAAGCAGGUUGUGUUUCUUAACCAAGCGAGGGGUAGCUAACUAGAAGGCUGGUGGUGACUGGUUAGCUACACGGAAAGCAAGAGAUGCGCCUGCGCGAUGAGUAUAAUCGGAGGCGGUGCCAGAGCAGAGCCGGUUAGUUCUUUUCUAGGUCUAUUUAGUCAGUUAUAGUCUCGUUAAUUGCCACUGAAAAACAGGUGUUUGACGAAUAUAUUAGUAACUAUUUGUUGACAAGUUAUCCUGCUCUCACCUUCUCCGUAGGACUCACGCUGCUGAGAUCGCCCACAACGUGUCUUCCAAGAACAGGAAGCUGAUUGUGGAGAGAGCAGCCCAGCUGGCCAUAAAGAUCACCAACCCCAACGCCAGACUCCGCAGCGAGGAGAACGAGUGA